GCGUUCCAAAUUCAAUUGCUCAUAUAAAUUGUUGUCAUAAAUAUGGAGUUGUCAUGUUGGGUUCUGAUUUUGAGCCUUAUGCCAAGAAUCUCAAUAAUGCCCGAGUUGUCUUUGGUGCAAGUGUUAUUAUUGGAGAUGAUAACUUUCAAAAUAUUAUAAGUAGUCGCCUCACUUUUGUUGAUAAAUCAAUGCUCGUAAAAGAGUUUAUUGAGAGUUCGGAUUUUGUAUCACUUAUUCUUCGUCCUCGCCGAUUUGGCAAGUCAACAAAUUUAUCCAUGUUAAAACACUUUUUUAAAAUACCAUAUUCCCAAGGAGAAAAUGAUGUCAACAAGAAGCUUUUUGAAAAACUGAAAAUUUCAACUGAAUGUGAAAUUAUGCAAAAACAUUUUGAGCAAUAUCCUAUCAUUCAUAUCUCUCUUAAGGAUCUAAACGCCGAAACAUGGAAUGAUAUGAUAUCAGAAUUAAGAAUACUUGUAGCUGAAAUUUAUGGUGAACACUACCACCUUAUUAACAAUUUACGUCCCCAUGAACAAACGAUAUAUCAACAAAUUCUCGAAAGAACUUGUAAUAUAUCAGAAUUGAAAUUUUCUUUGAAGGCACUUUCCAUGUAUUUGCGACGACACUAUAAAAAGAAAUGUAUCGUGUUGAUUGAUGAAUACGAUUCCCCAAUGGAACGUGCUUAUAAUAAAGGAUAUUACGAGGUUGCAAAUGAUUUUUUUAAAGGCAUGUUCUCGUCAUUAUUGAAGAGCAAUUCUGAAAAUGUUGCAAAAGCUAUGUUGGUUGGUGUAUCGCGGAUCGCAAAAUCGGGGUUCUUGUCUGGGUUGAAUAAUCUUAAGGUCUACCCUUUACAUAAAGAACAUCAAUUUUCUCUUUAUUUAGACAAAUUUGGAUUCACAUCUGAUGAGGUAAAAUUAUUAUUGCCACUAUGUAAAAAUUUGCAAAUUAAUGAUGCACGGAAUUGGUAUGAUGGCUAUAUCGCGGGAGGCACUAUCCAUUUAUAUAAUCCGUGGUCCAUUGUUAAUCUACUUUCAGAUGGUAUCUUACGUAAUUAUUGGACGGAGACAGGAAGUACUCAAACAUUGGAAAAAUGCAUAUGGAAAGCAAGCUCUUCAUUUAAGGAAUCCGUUGAGAAAUUGUUAAAAGGAUAUCUGAAUAUUAAUUCUGAGAAUCAUCUUUUUAUUCCAAAUGAUGAGAUUCGUUCAGAAUGGCAUAGAUGGGUGGUCAAUGUACCAUUUUUUACUAAAGGGCAAACUAUCGCAUCGAUGUUAGACUGUCUUUUAGGUGGAAAUCUGGAUUCAUUUAAAAAAGAAUUUGAGCAAGUGAUUGUAGAUACGCUUUCAUUUUAUGAUGUCGGAGGGUCUCAUUCUGGAGAAAAUGCAGAAUUUGUUUAUCAUGCCUUUUGUUUAGGAAUGUUUGCUAAUGCUCGUGAUCGAGGUUUUACGGUUCUUUCUAAUCGUGAGUCUGGUUAUGGGAGAUACGAUAUAGCAAUAUUUUCAGAAUCAGGUGGCUAUGAGAUCGCCAUUAUUAUUGAAUUUAAAGUUGUUAAAAAAAAUAAAAAUUUAGUCGAUAUGGCUCGUCAAGGAUUGGAUCAAAUUAAAGAGAAGCAAUACCAAGCAGGUCUACAUAAAGAUACCAAAAAACUUUUGGAGAUAGGAAUUGCGUUUGAAGGAAAAAAAGCUUGUGUAUUAGGGCAUUUAUUGCAUAGGACAGAAGAAGCAACGACAUCAGCAUCAUUACUGCAUAGUUUAACUUUUCAGAAACGGUUAACUGAUUCAUUUUUUGAAGGUGGUUGGCCACCUCUUAUAUCGGGCAUACUUAUAUCACUAUUUUGCGAUGCAUUAUGGACUCUCUCUCCUAUUACGAGAUGCCGAACGAUUCCUUUGGCAGUGGACUCAACAAUGAUGAAAUUUCCUCGUAAGAUGGUGGUGGUGUAUUGUUACGGCGUCUUAUCCCCUGCCGUCUUGAGGAUGCGUUUACAUUGUGCUGACAAAUGUUCGAAACUCAUCAAAGUAUCGCCAUAUAUUGAAACAUCAUCUAGUGAAAAUUUAAAGUAUCUCGGACUGAGCGAUCUUAAUACUGGAAUUGAAAUAAAUGCUCACGGUUCGAUUGUUCCUAUAAUUCCUAAACAAGAUCUUAACAAUGCACAAAAUUUAAAUACCCGAAUCAGACUUGAAGAGCUGAAAGUGAACCAAACACAAAUUCCACUAACAUCUAGUGAUAAAGGCGAGGAUGCAUUA
Messenger RNA from Diversispora eburnea, 2237 nucleotides. NCBI's taxonomy places the organism in Eukaryota, Fungi, Glomeromycota, Glomeromycetes, Diversisporales, Diversisporaceae. The record is from the annotation of a GenBank genome assembly.